Styela clava is the source of this 2800-nucleotide messenger RNA. RefSeq lists its product as uncharacterized. The record is from RefSeq and is a predicted model, not a curated record. Lineage: Eukaryota; Metazoa; Chordata; Ascidiacea; Stolidobranchia; Styelidae.
UCACACGAAAGGAAAGAUGUCAGGGUGUAUCGAAGGCAAACCGCAUGAUCGGGAAAUACCAACGAUCACUCACUUCUCGUCAUUUGAUAAAGGGGAUAUGGGCGUCGAAACUCAAAAAGAAAGUGACAGCUUUCGCGUUGAUGAAAACGAUAAAAAUAUUCCGAAGACAAUACGGAGCAUAUUGGAAUUGUAUACGAAAGAUGUGAUAGUCGAGGCAAUAAUCACGAGUAUGAAAAUUGGAGAAAGCCGUGAAUAUUCAUUUUCAAUGAGAGGUUUAUUCCAUUGUCAAUGUUGUUUGAAUUCUUGGAGAAAAGGAAAUAAAGAUGCACCUUCUUGUUGUGUGGAGCAAGCUACACUGGCCCAAGAUCAUCUUGUACAUCUGGGCAACCAGGAAGCUCGACAUAUUAUCAAAUUACUUUCUGAUGAAUGCUUCACUGAUGAUUCCUCCGUCGCGGACGUUUUAAAUUCAAUCAAUGAACACGAAGAAGACGGGGAAUUUCGAAUUCUAUCGAGUAAAGCUCUAGAACCACCAGCGAACUAUUUCAGUCCCGUGUUGAUGACUUCACAAAGUGGCAAGACCAUCUCAGGAAGUUUCAAUUUUAUUCCAACAACAAGGGAACGAAAUUCGAUUCUAUUUUCACCCACAUUUCAUGGCGCAUACAGAGGAAAAAGAAAAUCAAAAAACGCACAAAUUAUUCCUAUUUACGAAGAGAAUACAUUUUCUUGCUCACGACAUUCCAAAAAGAAAUUGUUUUGUUUAGCUAGCGGUCAACCGAUUGAUUUUACUACGAUAUUUAGUACAGGACUGCUGGCGCUAUGUAAAAAUAGACAAUUCUUUUUUUCUGGGAGAAUGAGGCAAGACGUAUUUUUACCAGCAUCGUGUGUAACAGACACCGGAAUUAUAUACCAAUGGAAGAAAAAUCACACAGGAAUUGAAAAUGAAAAAUUUGAAAACGUCGGUGAAAUUUUUGUCAAAACCAAAAAGGCGUUUCCAGAGUUUGUACAUACAAACACGGGCCAAAAAUGCGAAUGGAAAUUUGUUUUGGAUCGUAAACUUGCCGAAUUACCUGCAAAGUUUCUUCAGUAUGAGGAAAUAGACGAAUCGUAUCGAAAACCUGGAAUUUUGACGGUCUAUAUUGGCGGGCAAAUAGAUGAAGAAGGGGCAUUACAGCCUAAAAACAAAUUCCGCAUCCUGUUAUCCAAAAAAGGUAAACUUCGAAUAUGGCCGAGAUCUGGUGGCUUUCAUAAAAUUGUUUAUGAAACAUUUUCGGACUUUGAAACGGAUUCUAGCAUUUAUUCGCAUGAAGAUUCGCAUGUAGCUGAUACUGACGAUGAAUUGAACAUCGAAGACUUGACAUUACAACCUUCUGGUACACCAGCUCCUGCAGUAGAUCCAACAGGCAGAUCAUCAAGGAAUAUUAACAAUGAAUCCCCAAGUUCAAAUUCUUUGCGAAAUAUGGAAUCAGACAGAAGUUUUGGACGCACCCCCAGCGUCGUAUCGUUUCGCGAAAUAGAUAGCGUCAGUGAAAGAGAACUCUUCCAGAAGAGAUCCAAGAAUCUUCUUCCCAGAAAUCAAGACGUUAUAAAUUACACAGUGAAAAACAGAACAGGAAAACCCACGACAAAACCGGGAUCACUCGCGGAUAGCGCUUCGGCGGCCAAAGGCCAAGGAGAAACCACUCAAAUUACUCCGAGACCAGUUACAAUGAGUCAAAGACGAGAAUCUACAGUAAUAUCAAACACAAAAUUUCAGAAUUACGACUCGAGUUCGUAUAGUACAGGACAACCAAACAAAGUAACAAGUUCACAGACUGGAGUUGGGAAUCGAACUAGCGCCAGAAAUUUUGAUCCUUCAAAGAAAAGAAGUACAAUGCUCGGAGAAGGUUCGAAAGCUACAACUCCUUCGACAUUCGCAAGACAAAGGGAAAUUCAGAAGAAAGUGAGGAAAGAAAAGGACGAAGUUAAAGCAAAAUACCAGGAUGCAGCUCAUCACAGUAUACGAUCUGGUACAGAACCGGACAAUUUAACUUUGGGAGUUACUAAGACGAGUGCAGCCGCUUUGACAGCGAUGGAACAAGCAGCUCUGGAACAACAAAAUACUGAGGCAAAAAUACCGGUAAUGAAAGCACACACGGGUGAAAUACAGGUGCCAAAACCGAGACGAAAAGCACGCAAAGGAGCUGCGUCAAAAAUGAAAGUUGAUGAUUUACUGACAAGCACUGAAGAUGAAAUACCACAGGCUGAUACAAAAGAGAAAAUAAUCGAUCCCUUGUUGGAGGACAUCCCAUCGGAAUUCAUCGACGAUUUUUUCUUGAGCGACGACGAAGAUUACAAUUUUUCCGACUUGUCCAGCUUGUCAGAUUCAGAAGAGGAAGGUGGAAGUAAAAGCAAGAAAAAUAAAAGCACAUUCUUCCCAUUUUUGGACGGAAUGACUGUUCUGAAUUUCACUGAAAGUUUUAGUUUUUCUUACUUCAUGAUGCCAGGAUACGUAAAAGAGAAAAACAGUAAGAUCAAAAAAGGAAUGCUCAAGCUACCUGUUAUUGAGGCAUCGAAAGUAAGAAAUGAUGAAAAGAAAUCCGAACGACGAAAGAGCAAAACCAAGACAGGUUUGAUGAAAAGAAUUGACAAAUUGAACAAAUUUGAAGGAGCAACCGACGCUCGUAUGAGGCAGUGACUGUCAAAAUCAAAAAACUCUAUUCAUUGAGAUAUUUAUAAUGCACUCGUUCAAUUUAUUUGCAGCGAAUGUAGUUCGCCAUGGUUUUUUGCUUUUGAUAUGUGUGUAUUUUGAAAUAAAAAGUUU